GUUAUCAAAAAUGCUCGAAAUAAUUAAAAACAACGAACAAGCAUCUGCAAACAUUCUCUGAUCAAUAAUUGAUUUUGAAAUACAACAAUGUCGAAAUUUGACCCCUACGAGCAUAUUAACCUGAGACUCAACCCGGACGGCACCGUUACUCGCCUUCUAAGCUUCCCAUCGGCAAAAACAAAUGCCGAUCCAGCAUCCGGCGAUUCCAUUCUCUCCAAAGACGUCAUGGUUAAUGCUGAAAAAAACACAAAGGUCCGCCUUUACCUUCCUGUCAAAUGCAUAUCCACAAUGAAACGUCUUCCUAUUUUAUUUUACUUCCAUGGCUGUUCUUGGGCUCAAUUCUCCGCCGACAACCCCGCUCUUCACCUCGAACGUCAAUGGGUAGCCGGUUCAAUUCCUGCUCUUAUCAUUCUCGUUAUUUACAGGCUCGCCCCUGAAUGCCGCCUUCCUACCCAAUAUGAAGAUGCAGAAGAAGCACUUCUCUGGUUGAAAAAACAAGCUUUAGAUCCAAAUGGUGACAAAUGGGUUAAAGACUACGGAGACUUCACCAAAUGCUUCAUCUCCGGGUCUGGUAAUGGAGGCAAUAUUGUAUACAACGCUGGUUUACGUGCAGUCGAUAUGGAUUUAACCCCAAUUAAGAUUCUUGGGUUAAUAAUGAAUCAGCCAAUGUUUGGCGGGAAACACAGGACAGAAUCUGAAGUACGUUUCGCGACGGAUCAGGUAAUACCGUUGCCGGUAAUCGAUCUGGUAUGGGAAUUGGCGUUGCCUAGAGGGACCGAUCGAGAUCAUCGAUACUGUAACCCAAUUCUUGAAGGCCCGCAUCAAGAUAAGGUAAAAUUUCUGCCUCCAUGCCUAGUUCUUGGUUUUGGAAUGGACCCUUUGGUGGAUAGGCAACAGCAGUUUGUGCAGAUGUUGGUGAAUCAUGGAGUUAAAGUGGAAGCUCAUUUUGAUGAAGUUGGAUUUCACAGAAUUGAAAUUGUUGAUACGAGAAGAAGGGUUGGAUUGUUAAAUCUUAUAAAACAGUUUGUCCAUUCGCAAAUUGAAGUUGCUAAUACUGCCUUUGAAAAUUCUGGUACUGAUGAUAUGAAGAAUAUCCAAAAAGUUGAACAUCAACCGCAGGCAUAAUCAAUUUUUUCAGGCGUCGCCAAACAGAGUAUUAAGUAUUGAGAGACAAUUAUGAAAAUUAUGGUCAUAUGUUGUUUAUAUAUUAAAUUUUUUUAUCAUCGUUGUUAGAAGAUUAUGAAAUGAGAAGGUAAAAUUUUUUUAUUAAAAAAUAAAAUUAUUUUUUGCCUAUGAUAUU
This is a messenger RNA of Jatropha curcas, 1300 nucleotides long. Its product is annotated as putative carboxylesterase 9. Lineage: Eukaryota; Viridiplantae; Streptophyta; Magnoliopsida; Malpighiales; Euphorbiaceae. Gene Ontology annotation, molecular function: hydrolase activity. The record is from RefSeq and is a predicted model, not a curated record.